Molecule: messenger RNA, 1248 nt
Organism: Acytostelium subglobosum LB1
Lineage: Eukaryota; Evosea; Eumycetozoa; Acytosteliales; Acytosteliaceae
Exons: 3
Biological process (GO): rRNA methylation; transcription initiation at mitochondrial promoter
Cellular component (GO): mitochondrial matrix
Molecular function (GO): mitochondrial transcription factor activity; rRNA (adenine-N6,N6-)-dimethyltransferase activity
Source: RefSeq, a predicted model, not a curated record
CAAGUACAUAUAAUAUAUGUAUAUAACAAACAAACAAAGAAGAAGAUGAAACUACCACCAAUGCCCAAGAUUCAAGAGUUGAUCAGACUUUAUGGUCUGUCAGCAAAACAGCAGCUCUCACAGAACUUCUUGUUGGAUAUGAAUAUAACGGACAAGAUAUGUAAACUGUCUGGUGGCUUCAAGGACUGCACGGUGAUAGAGGUCGGUGCAGGACCAGGUGGUCUCACUCGCUCGCUGCUCAACUCGGGCGCCAAGAAGGUGAUCGCCGUUGAGAUGGACCGACGAUUCAUCCCGGCACUGCGCAUGAUGGAGGAGGCCAGUGACGGUCGUCUAAAGGUGGUGAUGGGCGACAUGAUGGACGUCGACGAGGCAAAGAUACUCAGAGAGAACUGUGCAGAGAAGGUCGAUUGGGGUCAACCAUCCAAAGUCAAGAUCAUUGGUAAUCUGCCCUUCAACGUCGGUACACACCUCAUGCUCAAAUGGAUCAGGCAGAUAGCGCCUCGAACUGGUCUCUAUGAGUUUGGUCGAGUGCCGAUGAUACUAAUGUUUCAAAAGGAGUUGGCUGAUAGGAUUAUAGCACCAGUUGGAUCACCAGAGUAUGGUAGACUGGCAGUGAUGGUACAACAGGAGUGCAUGUCAAAGGUGGUGUAUGAUCUACCUGGGAAGGUGUUUGUACCUCCACCAAAGGUGGAUGCAAGCGUUGUAUAUAUAGAACCAUUGAUCAAGCCUCUUGGUGAAGAGGCCAAGUCCAAAGAGUACCUCGAGUACAUCUGUCGAGAACUAUUCACACGCAAGAGAAAGACACUCUCCAAUGCCAUCAAGACAUUGGGUAAUGGAUCAGAAUCAUUGAUUGGUGGAAUAGAUCCAAUGAAGAGACCACAGAACUUGACGAUCGAGGAGUUGGUGGCACUGUCUAAUCGAUUUGUGGAUUGGCCUGGAAAGAAGGAGAUUGAUAUGUUGUCAUUUAGGAAUGAUGGCAAAUGGCUGAGAUCAGAGCUAAAGAAGGAGAAGAGGGUCAAGAAGCAGGAGGAGCGCAUUGAGAAGCAGAAGAAGAAGGUGGAGGAUUUCAAAAAGUUGAGCAAGGAGGAUCAGAAGAUAUACCUACAGUCACUCAAAGAGACUAUGCCAUCCAUCUUCAAGAAUGCCCAUGUCCUGGCCGGUGAGCCAAUCAAUGACAACACUGGAGACAACAUCGACAACACAUACGAAGAUGAAUACGACGACGAGGAAGAGGACACCAUUGUUAAG